This is a messenger RNA of Scophthalmus maximus (turbot), 1125 nucleotides long. RefSeq names its product C1q and TNF related 6b (gene c1qtnf6b). NCBI's taxonomy places the organism in Eukaryota, Metazoa, Chordata, Actinopteri, Pleuronectiformes, Scophthalmidae. Bases 164 to 892 code for a protein of 242 amino acids. Gene Ontology annotation, molecular function: protein binding. The transcript is spliced from 3 exons. The record is from RefSeq and is a predicted model, not a curated record.
AGAGAGAGAGAGAGAGAGAGAGAGAGAGAGAGACAGAGAGAGAGAGAGAGAGAGAAAGAGAGAGAGAGAGGUCUCCUCUAGUUCCUCCUCUCGCCUGACACCAGUGGUCUGUUGUUCCUCCUCCGCUGUGGUGAAGAGAAACUCCAGCAGGUUUGUGGCAGCCAUGUUGGUGUGGUGCCUGAGGCUGCUUCUGCUGCUGCCCUUGGUUUGCUGCGUCCCCUCCCCCUCCAGACCCCCAUCCAGAAUCUGCAGGCGGUGCUGCGACCCCCCGGAGCCGUCGGCCGCCACGGCCCAAUACCAGAUGCCAGAGGUCCGCACUGUCAUCAACAUGACCAUCCUCAAAGGUGAUAAAGGAGACAAAGGUGAUAAAGGUACACCUGGAAAACCGGGUCUGGAGGGCCCACAUGGCUACCAAGGAGCCAUGGGCCUGAAAGGCAGCAAAGGCCAGGCGGGUGCCCCCGGAGACGCCUGCAAGAUCCCCCACUCCUCCUUCUCGGUGGGCCGCCGGAAGUCCCUGCACAGCAUCGACUACUACCAGGCCCUGGUGUUCGACACGGUGUUCGUCAACCGCCACGAGCACUUCAACAUGUUCAAGGGCAAGUUCUACUGCUACGUGCCGGGCAUCUACUUCUUCAACGUCAACAUCCACACCUGGAACUUCAAGGAGACCUACCUCCACCUCAUGCACAACGACAAGGAGCAGGUGAUCCUGUACGCCCAGCCCAGCGAGCGGUCCAUCAUGCAGAGUCAGAGCGUGAUGCUGGACCUGGCCCUGAACGACGAGGUGUGGGUGCGACUCUACAAGCGGGAGAGGGAGAACGCCAUUUACAGCGACAACGUGGAUGUUUACAUCACCUUCAACGGAUACCUGGUGGCUCCCGGCAUCCAGUGAGAGGGGAUGACGAGAGUUCUCGCAACACGUCUGCGUCGGAUUAUUCCGAUUUUUUUUUUCUGCCAUGGAUACUGCUUUGUCCCGAGAAAGAGGAACUAAAUAGGCGACAUUACAAAUUUGGUGCUUCCCCCCCCUCCCCCCUUUCAGCCUGGAGAGGAACGUACUGUGCUUUCUUCAAUGUGGACUGUCCAUGAAAUAUAUUAGAAUCAAAUGGAACAAUAAAAAAAAGUGAA